This is a messenger RNA of Xenopus laevis (African clawed frog), 2731 nucleotides long. RefSeq names its product transmembrane protein 17 like S homeolog (gene tmem17l.S). Bases 843 to 1508 code for a protein of 221 amino acids. Gene Ontology annotation, biological process: non-motile cilium assembly. NCBI's taxonomy places the organism in Eukaryota, Metazoa, Chordata, Amphibia, Anura, Pipidae. The record is from RefSeq and is a predicted model, not a curated record. Gene Ontology annotation, cellular component: ciliary transition zone; ciliary membrane. The transcript has a single exon.
GGCAAAUUUGAAACAAGUGAAGUAACCUUUAGCAGUUUAUUGAUAAAAAAUAAAUUGCUGGUUGUUAUGAGUUAGUGGCCUUGUGCAAGUUUGCCUAUUAUUCAGGAAAGGAGAUGGCAGUGGGGAUUCGGUGUGUUUCCAGGCAGAGAGUAGUCCCAUCAUUGGGAAUGGUACCUAGGGUUGCCACCUGGCCUAUAAAAAUGAUGGUUGAUCCCAAUGUUAUUAAUGGGAAAAAAUAUAAAUAUAUAGGAAGGCUGGUAUUUUUUCUGGAAAAGGUGGCAACCCUAGUGGUGCCUAACAAAGUGUCACUUUCCCUGUUGCGUAACCAUGUCCUUUUAACAAACUCAAGUGCUGAUACAAUGCGACUACUUUAUAUUUUUUUUAAAGACUCCAACACGUAGGAAUAGGGAACAGCGACAUCUGGCAGGUGAACUUUUGCGUCUACUCCCUUAGUAAAGGUAUAAGAAGGGUGAAUUAGUUGAAAAGCUGUGUGUUGGUCUCCUUUGUCUCAUCUUGUGAGUUUUCUCAGGGGAAAUGGCAGGGAGUUGUUCAGACCAGCCACUUCAGUCUGCUGCUUACAGCUGCUUUGUAUUCACUACACAAGGAGGUCGAGUCAUCUACACCAAUAUUACUUGUGCUGCAACAAAAUCCCAGAAAUGUCUUUCCGUUGUGAGUACUAAAAAUCACUGAAAGUAAAAGUUAAAUUGUUGCUGUAGGGCGCCAUUUGUUUAGCCGUAAGUCCAACUGCCACAGGAUGGCGCCGCGCUCACCCUCACUCCUCAUUGGUCAAUGGCGUGACCCUUGGGUGACCGCCUCCUCCCCAUUGUGACGCGUGCGCCGUGAUGUUUCUAUUCGCUUUACCAGCGAUCACCAGAAAACCAGAGUUGUUGACUGUUGUCCCGGAAACGAAUGGUUCCGCCCUGAUUAUACUAACGGGCUGCAGAAUGGCGCAAGCUGGGGCAGUCCGGCGUCAGCUCGAUUCUCUGACGCACAAUAUAUUCAUGCGUGAUGUGGGAAGGACUGUAGCCGAGAAGUCUGGGGCGCUGCUUGCUGGGGAGUCGGAGGUGGCCCCCAGUGUCUCAUUGCAGAUAUUCCUUUACUUCAACGCCUUCUAUUUCCCCUUGUGGUGGGUGUGUUACGUUCUAAUGCUGGAGCUGAAGUACGCGCUACUCCCUGAUUACUACAAAUUCAUACUGGUCAUUCUCCUUAUCCUCAUGUCAGUGAUUGAAGCGAUUCGGCUGUACCUGGGCUAUAGCGGCAAUCUGCAGCAAAAGGUCCCCGAACUGGCCGGCUUCUGCCUGCUCAGCAUCUUAUUGCAACUGCCGCUGCUGCUCUUCUUGCUCUGCGACCCCGGUUUGGAGCCCCUCCCCCUGGAAAGGGCAACACAUGCGAUUCUCACUGCUUUCCUACUUAUCCAGAUUCCCAUCUCCAUCUUCACCCUGCGCAAGGCAACCAGGCACCUGGCAGGCAGGUUUCACCAGCUGGGAGACUUGGAUGGAAGAGCUUAAAUUCUGCAACCUUUGCCUGAUGUGGGACCACUGGCCGCUGCCUGAUCCUGUAGCCCAGGGGUCCCCAACCUUUUUUUUACCUGUGAGCCACAUUCAAAUGUAAAAAGAGUUGGGGAGCAACACAAGCAUGAAAAAGUCCCUUGGGGUGCCAAGUAAGGGAUGUGAUUUUCUACUUGGUAGCCCCUAUGUGAACUGAUAUCCUACAGGAGUCUCUGCGUGGCACUAUACUUAGUUUAUAUGCAAUUAAAACUUGCUUCCAAGCCUGGAUUUGAAAAAUUAGCACCUGGUUUAAGGAACCUGAGAGCAACAUCCAAGGGGUUGAAGAGCAACAUGUUGCUUACGAGCUACUAGUUGGGGAUCACUGCUGUAGCCACUAAGCAACAGAAAAAAUACUGGUACAAUUGAGUAAAAGCAGGAGGAAGCAGAUGGCAUAUUAACAAAAAAACAUAUUUGAAAAGUGGCUGCAGAUCAGUCCAUGUCACUCUGAUUACUUUGUGUUAUGGCACAUGAUGGUGUCUGAGCUCACCACCUUUCCAGGACUGAUCUUUAUCGAGUAUCUCUGUUGGGAGUUGGGAAUAUAAAUGCACUCAGGACUGAGAUCCAAAACAGGCAUAUCAGCGACACAGAGGUCCAAACAGUAGUGAUGGGCGAAUUCGUCUGUUUCACUGCGCCGAGAAAUUCGAGGAAUGGGUGAAAAUAUUGUGAAUUUUGUCGCUGGCGACAUCUGAAAGUCAAUGGGCGUCCCUUUAAUUGUCACCGGCGUUUGAAAUUCGUGAAUUUAUUCGCCGGCAGCAAAACGCGGAAAUUCGCCACGAAUUUGCGCCUGCCGAAUAAAUCACCCAUCACUACCAAACAGCCCUCACAGUGCCAUUAAAUAGUGACUGGCUAUGUCAUCUUACAGCAGACCUUCUGGCAUUUGCCAGAAUCCAAAGAUUGCCAGUCUGGCUAUGGAUACAGUCAAUUUUACUUUAUAUAAUACAGCACUGGGGAUUGAAAUAUCAUUAUGUAUAUGGAACAGGUUUUUUUUUCUGCACACAGUGAGCUAACUCACCAUAGACAUUGGCCAAUCAUUUUUACCCAAGUGCCUCGUCCGUUUUUGUAUAUAAUGGAGACAUUUUACAUGAGAUCUUUAUUUUGUAAUAUUUGUUUGAGAUUUAUACACGUGAGAUUGAGUCGGAGAUAUUUCAGAUCAUUUAUGUAAUUAAAUGAAACAUUUAAAUCAA